AUGAGGCUUCAAGCUCUAGCUCUUCUCGUUUCCCUUCUACUCAUUGUUCACUCCGUGCCUACUCACAUCAACCGCAACUCAGCCUUUAUCCGUGGAAAACGUGACUGGAUCAACAACUGCGGCAAUUCCAGCUUUCACAAUCAAUCUUCCGAGGGCUCACCAGCAGUUUCUGAUUGUCAGCAAAUCACAACUAAUAUCGCCGGUGGCAGAACUUGGACAGUCUGGGCUCUGAACAGAACAUCAGUGCAUAGCACCAAUACCACUACUGUCAAAUUCCCAUCUAUCUAUUACCGAAAACUCGCAUCCUAUGGCACAUGUGCCUUCGGUGCAUACAGCCAAGACGGUGGAGCUAGAGUUGGGACCUCGGACAUCAUCGAUCUAAUCAAUGAUUCCAUCAACCGGUUCCAGUGGUCGGGGAUGGUGGGAGCCAAGGGGUCCAUGAAAUGUCAGAGUCUGAAUUAUUCAGAUGUUGGCGUUUACUGGGCCAUCUACCAUACGUGA
Molecule: messenger RNA, 501 nt
Organism: Aspergillus steynii IBT 23096
Lineage: Eukaryota; Fungi; Ascomycota; Eurotiomycetes; Eurotiales; Aspergillaceae
Exons: 1
Coding region: 1-501 (166 amino acids)
Source: RefSeq, a predicted model, not a curated record